AUGGUGAACGGCACCACGGCGGUAUUGGAGCCCACAUUCUCGGGAUACGUCGCCACGACACAGGAUGCCUUGAUUCUGUUCGAAGCGUGUCUGACAGGCGUUCUACACCACGUUCCUCGUCGACCCCAUGACCGGGAAAGGAGCCAUCUCGUCCGGAGCGGCAGUGUGUUUAUUUACGAAGAAAACUCGUCCGGGAUUAAGCGAUGGACGGACGGGGUAACAUGGAGUCCUAGCCGGAUCCUGGGCAAUUUCCUGGUCUACCGGGAGCUGGAGAAGCCGUUUCCUCCCGGUGAGAAGAAACGCGCGAUGAAGAAGGCGAAUCGACGACCAGUGCCGUCUACACGGCCCGGGGAGCCCUAUCCGCGGCAGGACAGCAACGGCGGGUCGUAUUCGCCCUCGUCGACAGCUGGACCGUACGGGGAUCGAUCACAUCAAUCGGACGUGGAACGGGCGCUGGUCGGGUCACUGGUCGAUUCAUACGGCUUUAAGGACUCGGGACUGGUGAAGAAAACGAUGAGCGUGACCGUCUCGGGUGUGACUCAUCACCUAGUAUCGUACUACAGUGUGGAAGAUGUGAUGCGAGGCGCCCUGAAUCCGCCAUCGAUGGUGGAGUCGCUGCGAUACAUCCGUCCGCGCGCGGAGCUGACUCAGAAGCAGAGCUUCCGCGCACCAAUCGAUGAUCUGGAGACCGGCACAAUGGAGAACCCGAAUGAUCCGUCUCAUGCCCUGUAUGGAUAUCGCCCGCAGCUGAUGGCACCCCCGGGAUACGGCAUGCCCAAUCCUCACCCGGAAUUCUACAUGCACACGGCGCCCUACACCGCUUCUCAUGCACCACAAACUGCACCCAUUUCCGGAUAUUCUUUGGGGGCAUCGAUCUCCGCGCAACCUGCCUCGAACCCGUAUCUGCCUGCGCCUUCUGCGCCCACCCAGAUUCCGCCGAAGAGCGAGGACUACUCCCACUACCGAGCGGCCAACCAAGUACCCGCUCAGUAUGGCACCAGCUUCGACUCGGUCAACCAGGGCUCCUUGUCUUCUUCAAUGCCGUCCGCUCUGAACACCAACCUUGGUAGCUCGCUGAGUGAACGCAAUCGAUCCACUUCCGACCACAGCGUCUCGGCUUACAGAAACUCCUCGAUCUCGUCUCGCAGUGUUGCCACAGACAUGACCUCUCCCAUCGAUCCGUCCACUCCCGGCACCUACUCGCGGGGGAACAGCUUCAGCCUGUCGGGACACAUGGAUGGAACUUCGGGGCAGCCGCUGGAACAACGCGGCAUUCCGGCGGCGUUUGACCCGAGCAUCCCUCGACGGGAGUCCAAUCCUAUGCCGACUCAUUAUUAUGCCGGAAGUGAUCGGCCUCAUUACUAUCUGGGAGCUACUGCUCCGGCGGCGCAUACGAAUUACCCUGUCUCGACAUGGACGACGGCUGCUCCGGCUCAGCCACAGAUAUAA
This is a messenger RNA of Aspergillus clavatus NRRL 1, 1449 nucleotides long. Its product is annotated as camp independent regulatory protein. The record is from RefSeq and is a predicted model, not a curated record. NCBI's taxonomy places the organism in Eukaryota, Fungi, Ascomycota, Eurotiomycetes, Eurotiales, Aspergillaceae. The coding region runs from base 1 to 1449 and encodes 482 amino acids. The transcript has a single exon. Gene Ontology annotation, molecular function: DNA binding.